This is a messenger RNA of Exophiala oligosperma, 1555 nucleotides long. RefSeq lists its product as uncharacterized. Lineage: Eukaryota; Fungi; Ascomycota; Eurotiomycetes; Chaetothyriales; Herpotrichiellaceae. Gene Ontology annotation, molecular function: trans-2-enoyl-CoA reductase (NADPH) activity. Gene Ontology annotation, cellular component: mitochondrion. The record is from RefSeq and is a predicted model, not a curated record. Gene Ontology annotation, biological process: fatty acid metabolic process. Bases 88 to 1323 code for a protein of 411 amino acids. The transcript has a single exon.
AAAUCCAUGAACAGCUACCGCAAUUCUUCAAUACUUGAUUCCUUCUCUGUAAUGUAAUUGAAUUGUUGAUUUUGAUUUUCUUGUGGUAUGGCCAGCACUACUCGAGUCCAACAGCCCUUGAAGGCAGCUACACGGACCGUGAUAGUUUCACACACACGACCAACAUGCUGCCGGUCGUCCCGACGGACGCAGCCACUUAACAACCAACAACGAGCAGUCAGCAGCUACGGCUACGAGCAAGCCAAAGCUCUUGUGUAUUCCAAGUACGGCGAGCCCCAAGAUGUCCUCUCCCUCCACGGCCACUCGAUCUCCCCUGCCUCCGGAACGAACGUCGUCAUCCGCAUGCUGGUGGCCCCGAUCAAUCCCGCGGACGUGAACCAGAUACAGGGUGUGUACCCUGCAAAAGGAGAGAUGAGCACGACCCUGGGGACCUCGGAACCUUCUGCGGUUGCCGGCAAUGAAGGAGUGGCCGAGGUCAUCAGCACCGGGUCCGGCGUCAAGACUCUCAACAAGGGCGAUUGGGUCAUCAUGAAGAGCACGGGAUUGGGCACUUGGCGGACGCACAUGGCCAUCGACGAGGGCAAGCUGUUGAAGAUUGACGACAAGCAAGGUCUGUCGCCGCUCCAGGUUGGCACCGUCUCCGUCAACCCGUGCACGGCGUACCGCAUGCUGCUGGACUCGGCGAAAUGGGGAUUCAGAGGGGAUGAGUGGUUCAUACAGAACGGAGCCAACAGCGGCGUCGGGCGAGCUGCGAUCCAGCUGGGUAAAGAAUGGGGGUUCAAGAGCCUCAACGUCAUUCGAGGUCGGGAAGACAAAACAGAGGAGGCGAAGCUGAAGCAAGACCUGUACGACAUCGGUGCUACAAAGGUCAUCACGGAAGAAGAGCUGAUGGGCCGAGAGAUUCGGGACCAGAUCAAGGAGUGGACGCACGGUGGACGGGAACAGAUCAAGGUCGGGUUGAACUGUGUCGGAGGCAAACCGGCCACGGCUCUGGCGAAGUUCCUGAGUCCCGGGUCGACCAUGGUCACGUACGGAGCCAUGAGUAAACAACCACUCACGCUACCUGCGUCGCUCCUGAUAUUCAAGGAGAUCGGCUUCAGCGGGUUUUGGGUGAGCAAGUGGUCCGACAGACAUCCCGACCAAAAGAAGCAGACGGUGGAGGAUGUGCUGCGGCUCACCCGAGAAGGAAAAUUCAAAGAUAUACCGGUGCAAGAGUGUAAAUGGGGAUGGAAGACCGAGGUCGAUACGCUCAAGGCGGCCGUCCAAGGUACCCUUGGUGGGUUUAGACCUGGAAAGGGAGUAUUUGUUUUUGAAGAGACAUGAGCAAAAAGAGAAGUGUCGGACAUCUCAAUCUCAAAAUCUUCAUCGUUUGCAAUGUAUAUAAAAUAUGUGCUUGUAAGAAAUCACUUUGUUGGUACUCUGUAUGAUCGGGCCGGUCAAUCUGGUAUGUACAUCAAAGGGUCACAAGGCAUGGUGCUCACUCUGAUUGAGCGACCAUAUAUAUGGCAAUUUAUGGACACCUCAAAAAGAAGGUGCCUAGGCACAUAACGAAAAA